Messenger RNA from Arvicanthis niloticus (Nile rat), 7315 nucleotides. RefSeq names its product TBC1 domain family member 19 (gene Tbc1d19). The record is from RefSeq and is a predicted model, not a curated record. NCBI's taxonomy places the organism in Eukaryota, Metazoa, Chordata, Mammalia, Rodentia, Muridae.
GAAGUGUCAGCGGCCAGGAGUGGGACCCUGCAGCGCUUCUUUCCUUGCCGGCGGCCGUCACCGCGGCUAGCGGGUUAGGGCAGGGGAAAUGUUGCAGGAGGAGUCGGACCUGUCUCUCAUCAUUGCCCAGAUAGUCCAGAAACUCAAGGGCUCCAAUUUAUAUGCUCAGCUGGAACGGCAGGCCUGGGCCUGUCUUCAGAGACCCGAGAUCAGACUUGAAUCACUCAAAGAAGAUAUUAAGGAAUUCUUUAAAAUAUCAGGUUGGGAGAAGAAACUUCAGAAUGCUGUUUAUAGUGAACUGAAUGUGUUUCCUUUGCCCAGUCAUCCUUCUGCACCCCCUGAGCAUCUCAAAGAACCGUUGGUGUACAUGAGGAAAGCACAGGGAAGUUGGGAAAAAAGAAUCCUGAAGAGUUUAAAUAGUAUGUGUACAGAACUGAGUAUUCCAUUAGCACGAAAGAGACCAGUUGGAGAGCAGAAAGAACUUCUCAAUAAGUGGAAUGAAAUGGGAACUGAUGAGCCAGAUUUAAGCCUUUUUCGACCUGUUUAUGCACCUAAGGACUUUCUUGAGAAAGAAUGCUUUGUAGAACUUGGCUUAAGCACAGGACAACUGGGUAUAGAUGAUUCUACACAAGUGCCUCCUGAACUUUUUGAAAAUGAGCAUGUACGUAUUGGGCAGAAAGUUCUAGCACAGCAGGAUAGCGCUGCUGCCCAGCAGUACAUCCGACAAGGAAGUCCCACAGCACUGAGAGCUGAGCUCUGGGCCCUCAUUUUGAAUAUCUCCAGUCAGCCUGAGGAUAUCCUGUAUUAUGAGCAGCUCAAGACCAAUGUGAUACAGCAUGACCUUUUGGUGGACAGUCUAAUUUAUAAAGAUGUGAAGCUCACAGCAAGCAAUGAUGAUUACUAUUUUGUAUUUGAAGAUUAUUUAUAUCAGGUGUUACUUUGCUUUUCACGGGAUACAUCUGUACUGGGUCACUUUGCAUACAACAGUGCUUCACCACCGAAAUCAUACAUCAGAGGAAAACUAGGAUUAGAAGAAUAUGCUGUUUUCUAUCCACCCAAUGGUGUCAUCCCUUUCCAUGGAUUUUCCAUGUAUGUUGCACCACUGUGUUUUCUGUAUCAUGAACCUUACAAAUUGUAUCAGAUCUUUCGUGAGAUGUACGUCCGCUUUUUCUUCAGACUGCACUCCAUCUCCUCUCAUCCUUCUGGUAUUGUGUCACUCUGUUUGCUGUUUGAAACUCUUCUUCAAACGUAUCUUCCCCAACUCUUUUAUCAUCUGCGAGAAAUUGGAGCUCAGCCACUUCGGAUAUCAUUUAAGUGGAUGGUUCGAGCCUUUUCUGGAUACUUAGCUACAGAUCAACUCUUGCUUUUAUGGGAUAGAAUCCUAGGAUACAACUCUCUGGAAAUUCUUGCUGUGCUGGCAGCUGCCGUGUUUGCUUUCCGAGCAGUGAACCUGAUGGAGGUGACAUCACUGGCUGCAGCUGAAGCAGUUCUGGCUGACCUUUCUACUUUAAAAGUCAUGCCUCUUCUUCAAAUUUUUCUGUUUGCUACCAUCACCUGAUCUUCGAGUUCGCCUCUAGUUUUUCAUUAGAAACUAAUCAUGAACUAUGCAAACCUGCAUACAACCAGAAUUAAACUUUGCACAUAAGCCAAUAAAGAUCAUGUUCCCUCCUCGGUUAAAGCUAAGAAGUUUUCACUUUUUAAAACAAUAACCCUACACACCAAAUCCUGCGCUUGCAUGCUGACAAUUGUCAAGAGAGAAGCAAUAGCCAUCAGUUCUGCUGAAGCGAGCAUCCUACUUCUAACUCGUAACAGGCACGUACUGUAUAUGCAAUAAGAACUAAAGACACUGUAAUAAAUGUGAAGAGGUAGCAUAGCUUCUUGUCAGUUUGUAAACUUCUCCCUAGAUAAUAGUUUUAUUUUAUAAAUUGCUCCCCACUAAAGCAAAUUGGUUGGAUGGGGCUUGAAAAGCUGGAAAAUAAUGCAUUUGAAUUGCAUUCAAAUGUACUUUGGUAUUUUUAUCAACUUAAUUUAUGAUGGAUUUUCAGAUCCCUCCCAUUUUUUUUUUCUUCAUUAAACAUCUCUAUUGGGAAAAGGUAUACAAAUAUGUCCAAUAUUGUUUUGGCUUGGUUUUGUUGUUGCUUUUUUUUUUUUUUUUUUUUUUGACAGUCUUAUAUAGUAGCCCAGGCUCUCCUCAAACUCACUGUGUGGCAGAGGAUGGCUGAAUUCCAGAUCCACUUGCCUCCAUCUGCCACGUGCUGGGAUUGCAGGUGUGUCCCAUCACACCUGCCCCCAUCUGAUAAUAGUUUAUUCUUUCCUUUGGGAGUCAGAAUGCAUAGAGGGAUCCCUCUGCACUUCCCAGCCUGCCUCCCAUCUUUUACACAGAAGCCCUGACACUGUUGAUGCUUGGUGCCAGAUUCUGCUUCCUUGGAAGAAUACAAGGAGGAGGAAUCAAACCAGCUCUGCUUUGCCGAGGCGUUGUCCUUCCACAUUGACUUCAGAGCGGACCGGCUCAGAGACACCACAAGUGUUCAUUCAUUCUAGAGCAGAAGCCAUUGUUCAAAGCACUGGCUCUUAUUUUAGUGUUUAUUAUAAACAAAGGGUUUUGUUUUGUUUUAUAUUUCUUACCAAUAUGCCAUUUCAGUACAUGGAAUAAGAGACCGUAAAGGAAAAAGCAUUGUCUUCUGAUGUUAGGUGAAAACGGAAGAUGCUGAUCACUCUAAUAAAACUCAAAUCAAUAGAUUCUUGCUUUAUCUGAAAUUCAUUAAGUUUUAUCCAAAUGUAUCUUACAAAUCUGUUAUUUUUACUACAUAUAUUAGGAAAACUAUGAUAUUCAACAUAAUACUUCAAGUGUGGUGAAAUUUGGUGUCAAUAGCUUGCUGAAAGUCUAAAUUUUCUUAUUCAUUAGGUACUUGCUGACUUAUUGAAGUCUAAACAAUUUACUCUGUGAUUGAUUCUUAAUAAGUCCCCAUCAUAUGGUUUUGGUGACACAGCCGCACCAUAUGUCUUGCCAUUGUGCAUGUCUGGGUGCCCCUCCAUGGAGGGGACAAGCAUGAUUCUGGGACUAGUGUCCCCUUUUGUCACAGUGGCAAAACUAUUAGGAAGCAGUUGUGUUUUAGUGAUUUACUAGUUAGAGACACUGUAGUUGCCUGAUACACUCCACUGGAGAGUUCUUCUCCUAAAUAAUUGGAUCUGUUAUUGGCAGCUGAGUGGGAUACCAGACAGAUGGUAACAAAUGAUUGUUUCUGCUGUGUUUACCUUACACACUUAGGAAGGACCACAUGAGUAAAUAUAUAUGAAAGUGAUUUUUUUAAACUUUAAAAGACCAAUCAAAUAUGGUGUUAUUAAUUUUUAUGUAGCAUUUUAACUCCAACUGCUAGAAGGUAACACAUGAAAAAUGUCCAUCUUCAUUGGCAUGUGUGUUGCAUUUCUUGACAGCUUCAGAUUAUGUGUGUUGAGAAAUGAAUCUUUCCAUAAUAGGUGCUUUCAUUCAGUGCAGUCUACUCUAGCCAGUCACUCUGCAUUUCAGCCCCAGACCAAAGCUGGUAGGCAACUUCACACUUUGCCGCUAUGGCAAACCCCUGCAUUGCUGCUGUCCGCUGCUGGGUGAGCACUAUGUAGAGAACAGUUGGGCUGCUCUGCCCAUCCCAUCCCAUCCCAUCCCUUACUGUGCUUCUGCAUACUGCCUCCCUCGGCUUCCUUCCACUGGCCUUCUCCUGGGCCACCUUUGAUCAACCCUUGACACCCUUCCCUUCUGCUCUGCCAAUGACCACAGAAGUCUGUAGGCAAGUGGUGACCUGCUGGUGGCCAUGAGCAUAUAGUGAAAGAGCCUCACAGGCAGGCUGUGUUUGGUUCUUCUGAACUCAGUCCACUAACACACACCAUGGCUUUAUGUAUGGAAGAACCUGUCUAACCAUCUCUGGACCAGGAUGCUUUGCUUCUGCAGUUUCCUGGCUAACUAAAAUUCCAGCUUGACUUAACUGCCCACCUAGUGCUUCUUGCUGAACCCGGGCUCUCUCCUCCCACUUUUCAGGGAGAAGAGAGAGACCAAUAAGCUUUUACCUUCUCCAUUAUGUAAUCCAAAGCUUAGCUUGAUCCCCAUAUGUAAUUUCUUCCUUCUUGACUCAAGAAGUCUCUAAUCUGUUUCUCUUGUACUUUAAAUGCUGACUAGUCUGAGUUAUUUCUGUGUUUACAAAGUGUGACUACUUGUUGCUUAAAGGAUGAAGUCUCUGCUCACUAGCAUAGCAGGAGUAAUUCCUCAUGCCUGGCCUUUCCAUUUCUUUGUCCCAUGAUGAUCCAUUCUCAUGCAUCUCAAUCUCAGCAAAAUGCAUGACGAUCUUCAGCCAGUUCCAGAUGUUCAUUUCCUCUCUAUAAAAGGAACCCACAUGUUCAAGGUCCUGCUGAGAAAAGACUCUUCUGUUGCCAAGAUAUGCUGGAUCCUACAUAUUAGAAUUAUUUCUGUGUCUUUGUUCAUCCAUGAACAAAGUGCUUAUAAUAGUAGGUAUUGUUAAGGUCAUUGUCAUUGACUUCCUAGCUGUCCAAGUCACAAGAAGAGAUUGUCUACAUGAGUUUGUAUUUCCUGAGUUGUUCCAAAGUUUUUGGCAUAUGCUUUUCUUAAAUAUUACAAAUAUCUGGUCUCAUCCUUCCACAAAGGCUCUGAGCCCUGCUCAUAGUUUGUCUCUUAACUAUAUGCUUCAGAUGACACUGACUCCUAACCCCAAGCUCUCUCUCUGGGUUGCUCAAGCAGUCACAUGUGCUAUCCCACUGGCCAUGGAAUGAAUGACUUUGAUAUCAACUCAAAGUCUAUGACCAGUGAAAGCCAAAGACACUUGGUUAAGAGUCUCUGAUUUAACUUUUCAGGGAAACUGAAUGUGAGAAAAAGACUAUGACCCAGAUCCAGUAUCUUGUCAAUGGAGAGACAGAAAAGCUGCUCGUGGUCCUUGUGGUCAUCAAAAUGCACCCUAGUAGGCUUCUACUGGACCCUUUGUACACAAGCGAAAGGAUUUUCUUUGUUCUUUGCAACAGAAAUGAUCCUGAUGUCUGUAGUUAUUUCCCUUGGAGCUUGAAAUCUGUUAGAUGUAGAAGCUCAGUCCACACACUGUUCAAACUGGUGAAGGACUUCUAAACUCUUUAGUCAAGGCAGAACUGUGGCCUUACAAGGAUAAAGCCUAUCUUCUGUGCCUCCCUGAUAUACAUAACAAGGGCCUUUGACCUUUGGUCCUUUGUCAUAUAACUCCUUCAUUUAGAAUGCUUUCUCUUCUCUUCUUACCUAACUAUAACUUGUACCUCAGAACCUCCCUCAGGUGAUGCCUCAUCAGGAAGACUGCUCCUCAUACCCUAAAUCAGCCCACGCCUUGCCACUGUCCUAGCUUGCCUUUGUUCUCUGCUACAUUGCAACUCCUCGAGGGCAAAACAUGGUCUCAUUUUAGCUUUCCAUCUCUAGAGCCAAACCUAGUCCUUGCCCUAUUAUAGGCUUACUAAAUGUUUACAAGUGAAUGAAUGGGGCCAUCUAAUUCUGCAGUCAUUUUACUUGUGAUGGGAACACUGUUCAGAGUGACAUCUUGUCCAACGUCGUGUAGCCAUUUUACCUUUAGUUUCCUAAGGAGGAAGUUUCAAAGGGAAUAAUAUCUUUAGAGGAGAAAAGUACUGCUUUAUUUUUCUAAGUGGAUGAUAUGUAUACAACAAAACCUUACAUAUGUAAAAUAGAAUUUUCUUUAAGUGUACAGCUCGGUACGAAUAUAUGUACCUAUGUCACCACUUUUGACAAUUGAGGUAGCAGAAUGUUCCCUUUGUGCCCUUCCUAUUCAGUUCCCUGCACACUCAAAGGCGGGGGGUGGGGGGGAACUCCAAACAGUCAUAAAAUGUGCUGGGAUUCCCACUGUGGCAUUGGUAGUUCACUGUCAGUGACAACCGAAUACAUACCUUCAUAGAGGCAUGCAUCUUCCUUCCCCGAGGCAAGUGCCAAGUGUAACAGAUAAUGUGAGUCACAGGUACACACUUGUUUACUGUCCUAAGAAGUCUUAGGUUCUUUUGUGAAGUGAUUCCACCGUUUACCUUCCCCAAAAUUCAGGAGUUGCAGUGGCUCCAAGUCCUGGUUGUCGUCUUAAUUAAGCUAGUAGGUGGGCAUGGUUUUUCUGUUAUUUCCCCAGUUAGAUAUAACAGCAUCUUAUGCUUAGUUGCUGUUUAUACAUGUUAUAUGAACAUGUUUUGUUCAUUUAAAUCAGUUACCUUCUUAUUACAUUUUAAGACUUCUUUAUUGUGGCUAUAGCUGAGCAAUCCCAUUCUGUGAGUUAUCCCUUAUAUUUAUGAGCUAUUCCUUUUUUCUUUUUAAUUUGUGUUUUAAAAUUUGCCCUUACUCAUAUUGACAUACAAUUCAUUAUUUCCCCCAUACACAGCACUGAUUACCCUUUUCAAGAGCAAAAGCUUUAAUUUUGUUGAAAACAAACUUAGCAUUUUUUAAAGGGGUUUUGUGUACUAUCUAUAAAAUACGUGUGUAACUCAAAGUUACAGGUAUUUUCUCCAUGUUUUCCUCUAUAAACUUUAUAAAUUGAGCUCAUUCAUUUAGAGCUAUGUUUUUUUCCUUAAGUUUCUUUAGUAUGUGACAAGUCAAGGGCUAAGGUUCAUGUUUACACUCUGGUACCCACCUUUGCUAAGCAGACCAUCUUUCCCUUCUGCAUCAAUACCUCUAUAAAGUCAGGAGGAGGUACUCGCUGGUAUCUGGACUUGAUUUUAUUUCCUGUGGAUUUGUGUCUGUUCUUACUGCAACAACAUAGCACCUUGAUUUUUGUGGAUUUAGAGCAAGUCUUGGGAUUGACUGUUCACUUAUGUCACAAUUAUUUAAGCUAUUUCAGUAUUGUUGCUUUUCUAAAUAAAUUUUAAAAUCAGCAUUUCAGUUUUCCACAAAAUAACUUAUUAGAAUUUUUUUAAAUACACAGCAUUAGCUCUAUAAGUAGGGUUAGGAACAAUUGAUAUCAUAAUAUCGAGCUGUCCAGUCUAUGAGCACAGUGUUUAUCUUCCCAUUUACUUAGCUCUUUUAGAUUUUUACUCAAUAAUAUAUUGUAGUUUUGAGUAGACAGUUUUUGCACAUAUUUUGUUUAAAAUAUCCCUAGUUAUUUCACAUUUAUGUUAUUGUAAACUAUAUUUUUAAUUUUCAAUUUCCAGUGUUUUGUUGUUAAUAUAUAUAAAUACAACUAAAUCUUUUAUAUUCACUCUGUAUUCUAAGAUCUUGAAAAACUUAAUACUUGUUAUCUUUUCUUGUAGCUUCCCUAGGAUUUUUUACAUAUAUAAUAUACCAACUGCAAAUAAAGAUAAUAUUACU